AACACCGGUUCGCAUCUGUUUAUGGUUUCGAUCUCCAAAAGUGUAAAAGUUUAAAGGAAUAAGGAUUUUUACCAUACCGGUUAUCAAUAUGUCUGUUGCUGUAAAGAGACCAUUUACAGAAACGACACAGACUAUUCAGGAACCUGUUCCGAUUGUUCCGCAACUGUUGGGUUCUAGUAGCUCUAAUACUACUCGGAUCUACAAGCGCAUACGAUUGACGUCCAGGAAAUCCAGUGGUGUACCUGUGUCAAUUUUAGCUUACGUCAAUUUACUAGAGGACACGGUCAACAGUAACGAUGCCCUUCAGGUUCUCAUCAAGAUCAGUGACUCGAUGCAGUUUGAUGAGUCAGAGUUUCCGGAAGCGAUUAAAAAGUUGGUUGAGCAUUUCCGGCGUGAGUCGGAAUCGGCUGUACGGGUUAAGAUAUUGUCGCUAUUUGGUGAUUUAGCCUGCGAGACAGGCAUAGAAUGUCCACCAUUGAUUGAUGAGGUGAUAGCCAUGCUGAAAGGUGAAACAUCCGCAAAGGUGAUUUCGCAAGGCUUGUGCGCUCUUGAACGUAUUGGCCGAGCCUGUUCGCUAACGUCAGUUGCAUAUAUUAAUAAGAUGGUAUUUUUCGCAAAAAGUAAAUUGUUUUCAUCCAGUCACAACGUUCAAAGACAUGCAAUUUUCCUGCUUGGCGUAUUCGUGUUGGUUUCGGAUGCUGAGAAGGAAAGUUUAGAGCUGAUUGGAAAAUACACUGAUUCGUCCGAUGCUAGGGUGAGAGCUCAGGCUUUUCGAUCGAUGCUAACGCUAGGUGAACGAGGCGUACAAUUACCAGCAUCACUUUACGAACGAGCUUGCAAUGCUUUGAUUGAUGACUACGAAUGCGUUCGAAAAGAGGCUCUCCAGAUGGUGUACGAGUUGGGUGUAAGGCAUCCGGAGUACUCAAUUAAGCUUCCGGAAUCGGAACAGAAUGUUCGAUUGAUAGACGAUGCGUUCGGAAAGGUUUGCAGUGCGAUUAGUGAUCUUUCAAUGCACAUUCGAACGCAGGCCGCGGAUCUGCUGGGAGGGAUGACCAUGGUUAGCGAUGAGUUUCUCCACCAGACACUGGAUAAGAAACUGAUGAGCAACAUGCGUAAAAAGAAGAGUUUACAUGAACGAAGUGCUGAACAUUUCACUAGUGGUGAGUGGUCAAGCGGGAAAAAAUGGGCGGAUGAUGCUCCGAAGGAACUAGUAAAUGCAGAUUCAGUUUCACUGAUGGCAUCUGGAGCCUGUGGUGCUCUAGUUCAGGGAUUGGAGGAUGAGUUUCUAGAAGUUAGAACUGCAUCUGUGAAUUCAAUGUGUAAACUAGCUCUGAAAAAUCCGCUUUUUGCUGUUACAUCCUUGGAUUUUUUGGUCGACAUGUUUAACGAUGAAAUCGAAGAAGUUCGUCUUCGAGCAAUUUGCAGUUUGACUGCCAUCUCUAAGCACAUUAUUUUACGAGAAGAUCAGCUGGAAAUAAUGCUAAGCUCACUAGAAGAUUAUUCUGUGGAUGUUCGAGAGGGACUUCAUCUGAUGUUGGGAGCCUGUAAAGUUUCAACAAAAGCGUGUCUUUCACUGGUCGUUCAAAAAGUAUUGGAUGUACUUUUGAAGUACCCGGAAGACCGUCUGUCAACAUUCGGAUGCAUGCAACGAGUUGGGCAGAAACAUCCCGAAAUUUGUAUGACAUUGACUCCGCAACUGUUGCAAGAUCAUCCGUUUUUCGACAGUGCCGAAAGAGAUGUAGAAGAUCCGUCUUACGUUUGCAUUUUGAUUAUGUUGUUUAAUGCUGCUCAGCAUUUACCGCCGAUGCUAAGCCUUUUUCCGGAAAUUAUAGUGAAACAUUACUCAUACUUGCGAGAUACCAUGCCGGAAUUCGUACCUCAGUUGAGUCUUGGAAGCGGUACCAGUGUAACGAUGCUAGCUGGGUCAACCGGAUCUCGACAGUUUCUGGAAACAUUAAUACACAACAUCCAGCAAGCAUAUUCUAUUCCAAAAGCCCGGUUAUCAUUACUUAAAGCCGUCCAGGAAAAUCUCGAUCAGUUGGCUAAAAUCGAUCCUUCCUUCUCUGGAACUGCCAACUUUACCGCCACUUUCGUGGGAAUACAGUUACUGAUGGAAAAGCUACAUGUGGCAAUUACUGGCCAACCAACGGAGGAACCUCUAAAAGAAUGUCUCAAUCAAUUGAUACGAAAAUGUCUCGAAAUGCAGAACCUCUUUUCGGAGCUUACACUUGACGAUCAUCUUCUUGUCAAACAGAUGUGCCUUCGAGCUAGUGCGUUCAAUCUUGUCCUGGUGGUUAGGGAUCGAUCCCAAAGCGCACUUGCACCUUGUCAACUGCUACUGCAAAUUGCGGCAGAUGCUAGUAAAUUCAUGCAGGAGAACAGUUCGCUUGUAGCUGAUUCAUUUACAAGUGCAAUUCUAACAAAAUUGGCAUCUAUAGGUGAUCCUCGGCCCGGACGCGUGUUUAGAGAAAUUCUACCGGUUGUGCAGGCCGCCUCUCUGGCGAUCAUUCCGAAAAUUAAUACAAAUAUAAAAAUGUGCAAAGCACGAAUCGUCGAACCAGCGGAAAACUUCUAUAAUUCGGACAACGUCAUCAAAGUCACCGCUGGUCUGAUAGCUGCUCUUCCGUUGGUUGUUGAAUUGGAAAACAUGCAAGAAUCUCAACGACAAUGUCUUCGAGUAAAGGUAAAAUAUCCCGAUCAGAGUGUGCACAUUAUAGUACCGCGGAGACGUGACAUAAAAAGAAUAAUAACUGAACAGGGCGAAAGUGAAUCGCAUUGGCGCCUUAGAACGACGGUUCUACUGUCGCAUGGUACAUGGACUGAAGCAGCCCAGGUGGACAUCAGCAUCUGCUUAUCCGUGCGUCCGAACAGUGAGUUGGAGUUGUGCAAACCGUUGAAAGUGCACUUUGCUCCCAAACCGGUUAAAAGAGGUAUUUGAGGUGACUUGGAAGUGUGCCAAACGAUAACAGUUGGAAAUAAACCAAUUAACCAAUAUUGAUGAGAAAUAAUAUCUC
This is a messenger RNA of Malaya genurostris, 3014 nucleotides long. It is a transcript of the gene IntS4, whose product is annotated as integrator complex subunit 4. The record is from RefSeq and is a predicted model, not a curated record. NCBI's taxonomy places the organism in Eukaryota, Metazoa, Arthropoda, Insecta, Diptera, Culicidae. The transcript is spliced from 3 exons. Bases 89 to 2938 code for a protein of 949 amino acids. Gene Ontology annotation, biological process: snRNA processing. Gene Ontology annotation, cellular component: integrator complex.